Molecule: messenger RNA, 1338 nt
Organism: Phytophthora sojae
Lineage: Eukaryota; Oomycota; Peronosporomycetes; Peronosporales; Peronosporaceae
Exons: 5
Coding region: 1-1338 (445 amino acids)
Source: RefSeq, a predicted model, not a curated record
AUGAUAAAGGCCCUUGAGCGCCUCUGGGCACUUUGGAUAUCAGUUCAAGUUGAGUUCCAGGGUCGAUAUUCGGUGGAGCGACUGCAGCAGCUCGAGGUUUAUUCGAAAAGUCUGGGUACUGGGAGACUUCUCGCCAUAUUGCUGCUAACACCGCUACCCAGUCUUGUCAUCAGCUUGCUGAAGGAGGUCCCACCUUUGAGUCCAAUUCAUGCUGGAGUUUUCAACAACAAGACCUUUUUCGUUCGCGCGUGGCGAGCGAAUGCAGCGCUGUGGAACGAUGUCAAGCGACAAUUAUCCGUCUUUUACUGCCAGGUGGCGCUCACCUUCAUCUAUCCGAUCUACAUCUACGGGUUCGUGUCCCUUACUGGGAUCCAUCAAGUCAUGUUUGUCAUGCUCUUGCCGGUUAUCCAGAUAAUUGCCAAGAAUUGGGUCAGCCGCCAGCUUACGAACCACGACCUCAAACCUGAAAGCGUCAUCUUCAUCGUAGAAGUUUUCAACGCGCUCUAUGUGUCGCAUGCUCUUCACAAUUCCUCUUCUUGGAAGACGACAGCUACGAUUAUGAGCAUCGAUUUCACGCACUUUUGGCUGUCCAUGCUGGACGUAGUGCAGGCUCUCGACGAAUUGAAAGCUCUCAUGGCUAAAAUUCCCCGCGGACAUCCCAUCGCGAAAGAAAAUUUCGUUCAUGUGGCAACGCGCCUCGUGGAAAUUGAAUAUAUGCUCAGCCCUGCAAGCAAAAGAAGCUCUCCAGGUGGCUCCAAGCUAUCGUGGAGAGCUCAGAUGGAAGCGUGGCUGAGCUCAAGAGAUAUGCUGAGCAAGGGGUCUACUUCACGGCGAGAUGCAACAGAACUGAAUAGCUUUGUGAACCCUACUGCUAUCAUCGGACUGGAAACGAUAUUUUCACGCCAAGAGCGCGCCGAGCUCAUUCGUAAAAGCGCGCGAGUUCUGUUUGUUACCGAGUACAUCGUGCUCAUCGAGUACGCCGAAGUCGUCCUGCCCAUUAUCUACUCUCUACAUGAGGUGAUAUUGUAUCACAUGCACAACCGGGCGUACUACCCAGCACUCGCUGAGAUGUCCACGGCCGAUCUUCGUUCAUCCGUGGUGAACGUUCUGACAUACAGCUCACUCGAGUUUCUCUCGCUGGUUAUGGCCCUCAUUGUGCUGAAGCGCACAGUCGGGCUUUCAAUACUGCGACAGCUCGCAUUCGUACUGGAGACGCAAGCGUCAAUGGUGCAGUCCAAGCUCACCACGCUGUUCGUAUACGUGAUGCAGGUGCCGCUGGUGCAUCUCGGCGCGGACUUCAGCUUUAAAUUCGCGUGGGUCCACAACAGAGACUCCUAA